CCGGAUCCGGUUUGGUUCAGUUUCCGGUAGCACCAUGCCGGCCCUGCAGCCUGAAGCAGCGGAGGCAGUUGCGGCUUUCGGCGGGAGGCUCGGCCGGGGGCAGCUACGCCGCUCCGGGGAUGUGGCGGCGGCCACCGCGGGGCUGCUGCGGCGGAUCGUGGCCCAAAGUCGGUGGAACAACGCAGGGGAGCUGCUGGACUUGAUCCGGAAGGAGAGCCGGAAGGUGAUCAUCGCCCAGCCCUUUGAGACUACUGUGGGGAACAUUAUCCGGCGGGUGAUGAAGAUCAUUCGUGAAGAGUACAGCCGGCUGCAGGGUCACAAUGAGGAGAUGGACCAGGAGUCUCUGCAUAGGCUGCUGAUGUCCGGCAGUCAGAAUGAGGAUUUGAGUGAGAGCUUUGCACCACUAAGAACCAAUGUCAUUGAGGCCAUUAACGAACUACUGGCAGAGCUCGAAGGGACAAUGGAUAACAUUACAAUGCAAGCCCUGGAGCACAUCCAUUCCAACGAGGUGAUCAUGACUCUGGGAAGAUCCCCAACUGUGGAAGCUUUCCUUAAAGAGGCUGCUCGAAAACGCAUCUUCCAUGUCAUUGUGGCCGAGUGUGCGCCCUACUGCCAGGGUCACGAAAUGUCUGUUGCGCUGUCUGCUGCUGGGAUCGAAACAACCGUCAUCACUGAUGCUGCUAUCUUCGCUGUCAUGUCACGUGUCAAUAAGGUCAUCAUUGGUACCAAAACCAUCCUCGCCAAUGGGGGCCUGCGGGCGGUGAAUGGCGCCCACACCCUGGCUCUGGCUGCCAGGCACUUUUCCACACCGGUCAUUGUCUGUGCUGCCAUGUACAAGCUGUGUCCACAGUUCCCUAACGAGGAGAACACGGUGCACAAGUUUGUUUCGCCGCAAGAGGUGCUCCCUUUCACUGAAGGUGAGAUUCUGUGCAAAGUGAGUGCACAUUGCCCCGUGUUCGAUUAUGUUCCUCCAGAACUCAUCACGCUCUUCAUCUCCAACAUUGGGGGGAACGCCCCCUCCUACAUAUACCGUCUAAUGAGGGAACUUUACAAUCCUGACGAUCACCAAAUAUAACUUAAUUAAACUUGCUGACGCCAACUGA
Hypanus sabinus (Atlantic stingray) is the source of this 1103-nucleotide messenger RNA. RefSeq names its product eukaryotic translation initiation factor 2B, subunit 2 beta (gene eif2b2). Gene Ontology annotation, cellular component: eukaryotic translation initiation factor 2B complex. The record is from RefSeq and is a predicted model, not a curated record. Bases 35 to 1075 code for a protein of 346 amino acids. NCBI's taxonomy places the organism in Eukaryota, Metazoa, Chordata, Chondrichthyes, Myliobatiformes, Dasyatidae. Gene Ontology annotation, biological process: translational initiation. Gene Ontology annotation, molecular function: guanyl-nucleotide exchange factor activity; translation initiation factor activity. The transcript is spliced from 8 exons.